GACAGGGAACAGUGGGCUCUCUCUCUCUCUCUCUCUCUCUCUCUGUUUAUCAAACGCGGAGGUUGCUGUCUCCUGAUGCUCCCCGAUGGACGCAGAGUCAAACCCCGAUCCUCCCAGAAACGGCCCUGGUGGUGAUCACCUGGAGCUUUCGUCGUCUUCCUCAGCCGCCGCCGCCGGCGGAGCUGGCGGCAGAGGGGCGGAAGGGACGCCGGGAGGCGGCGCGGGGUCCAGCACGGCGAGGUACAAAACGAUGUCUCCGGCGAGCCUGCCGAUCGCGCGCUCCCCCUGCUUGACGAUCCCUCCGGGUCUAAGCCCCACCACACUGCUUGAGUCGCCCGUCCUCCUCUCCAACAUUCCGCUUGCAGAGCCCUCUCCAACUACGGGGACCUUCUCAUUUCGUCCAUGCAAUGCUGGUUUCAAUUCUGGCCUUGUAUCUAAUGCAUUUUCUUCCUCAUGGAAUGUCUCCAAGAAGCACUAUCUUGGUGAUGGCAGUGGCCCCGGAAGUUUUGUGUUUAAACCACGUGAAGAAGCAAGUUCCAGUGUGGGUGCCCUUGCUGUUGUCAACUCGAAUCCAGAAAAAAAUCAAAAUUUUGGGCAAUGUCAAGGAUACUCUGAGCCACAAGCAUCCAUAAAGAUUGAGGCAAUGGCUGUCUCUGCUAAGGAUCUUUCCCUUUCUGUUGCAACUUCUGAGGCACCUGCAUGUGGUGCUGCGUCAAAUUCUAUCACACCUGCCAAUCCUUCAUCUGAUGAGUUAAAUGUUAGAAGGGGCCCUGACGCCGAGACUCAACAUGUAUCCCUAGACCAGAAAGGUGCUCCUUUGACAGUAGUUGAAAGGCCAUCUGAGGAUGGAUACAAUUGGCGCAAGUAUGGGCAGAAGUUGGUUAAGGGAAGUGAGUUCCCACGGAGCUACUAUAAAUGUACUCAUCCAAACUGCCAAAUGAAGAAAAAGCUGGAGCGAAACCAUGAAGGGUUGGUUACCGCAAUUAUAUACGAAGGGGUGCAUGAUCAUCCUAAGCCUCAGCCAAGCCGGAGGCUAGCUGUUGGUGCUUCUGAAAAUGCACAUGGAGAUGACAGAUCAGAUAGAUCAACUAACAUAGAUGAUAAGUCACUGAAUGCCAUUGGUCAGGCAUGUAAUCAGUUAGAAUCAAAUGGAACUCCGGAAUUGUCCUCUGUAUCUGUAAGUGAUGAUGAUGAAGACGUUGAUGGAUCUGGUGCUCACCGAGACAGGAAUGAUGAGGCUGAUGAAGAUGAUCCUGAAGCAAAACGCAGAAAACUGGAGACUGUGGCCAUGGAUAGUACAAUAACUACUAGAACAACUCGAGAGCCACGUGUUGUUGUACAGACACUGAGUGAAGUUGAUAUCCUUGAUGAUGGGUACAGGUGGCGUAAAUAUGGUCAGAAAGUGGUGAAAGGAAAUCCUAAUCCAAGGAGUUACUACAAAUGCACCAAUGCUGGAUGCCCUGUUAGGAAGCAUGUGGAGAGAGCCUCGCAUGACCCAAAGUCUGUUAUUACAACAUACGAAGGAAAACAUAAUCAUGAUGUACCCACUUCCAGUUCCACCAACCGUGAAACAUCUGCACCAAUGGCAGUGCAGAACCUCAGUCCUCUCAAUACCAAUAUGCAGGUGUCUCUGAAUCCUGUUAUGCUAAUGCCACCUAAUCAGAUUGAGGUUAACAGGGCAGUACCUUAUUCUAGAGGACCUGAUGCAGUUAGUCUGGAUCUUGGUGUGGGGAUCAGUCAAGCUGCUGAAAACAGUUCCCUUCACAAGCAGAAUCAAGCAGAAGCGGACAGCAUGUUGAGACAGGUCCAUGGUGGCAAUGUUCCCAGUUCAGGGAUCAACUGUCCAGUUCAAUCUGCUGGGAUUUUACCUUUUUAUGGGAAUGGAAUUAUGGGCAACCGACCUGAUCAUUACAGAGUUAAAGAAGAAGAGGGCCAAAAUUUCAACUUCGAUGUGAUGUCAUCGUUGAACAAUUUCCAUCGUAGCACUGGCAGAUUUAUGUUGGGGUCCGAAGUAGAUGCAUCUCAUGCUCAACAGUUCACAAGAUAACCCAGUUUUGUCAUGGUUUCUUACUGAGGUGAUCCCCACGGUCGGAGAUUCUGCUAGAGUUCUUUCUUCCAGGGAAAAUAAAGGCAAAAAUGGUGUAUCUCUUGUUGUAAUAUAGCUUCCGCAGAAAGCUGUAGUUUAUGUUGUUGGACUACAAAAUUGUUGUUAGCAGCAGCGCUUUUGGGCUCAAAAGGCCCGUAUAUAAAAUCAUGCUGCGGUUUUAGUGGGGAAAUCCGCUUUCUAUUU
Nymphaea colorata (pocket water lily) is the source of this 2290-nucleotide messenger RNA. Its product is annotated as WRKY transcription factor SUSIBA2-like. Gene Ontology annotation, molecular function: DNA-binding transcription factor activity; sequence-specific DNA binding. Bases 86 to 2047 code for a protein of 653 amino acids. Gene Ontology annotation, biological process: regulation of DNA-templated transcription. The transcript is spliced from 6 exons. NCBI's taxonomy places the organism in Eukaryota, Viridiplantae, Streptophyta, Magnoliopsida, Nymphaeales, Nymphaeaceae. The record is from RefSeq and is a predicted model, not a curated record.